GGCCACCCCAUCGCUUCCGGGUCAUUGUGUGACGAGCAGCUCGUAGCCGUAGAUUGCAAGAGAAGCCAUUGAAAAUGCAGUCGUCUCUAGUGAAUAUUGCGUUAUUUUCAUCUUUGCAGGUCCUGUUUUCCCUGUCUUGUUUCCAGGCGGUUGUGGCUGCAGGAAACAGCCGAGGUUUUGGAGAUAAUAUUCACUGGAGAACGCUGGAGGAUGGGAAGAAAGAGGCAGAAGCCAGUGGGCUGCCAAUUAUGGUCAUCAUCCACAAGACUUGGUGUGGAGCCUGCAAAGCUCUGAAGCCCAAAUUUGCUGAGUCCAAGGAAAUCUCUGAACUUGCUCACAACUUUGUCAUGGUCAACCUGGAGGAUGAGGAGGAGCCAAAGGAUGAAGCCUUCAGCCCCGAUGGUGGAUACAUUCCUAGGAUUCUUUUCCUUGAUCCCGCUGGUAAAGUGCACCCCGAAAUCACCAACAAGAACGGGAAUCCCAACUACAAGUAUUUCUACAGCAACGCAGAACACGUUGUGUCCAUCAUGAAGGAGGCACAGGAAAAGCUGACAGGCGACGCCUACAGGCAGUCGCACGUCGGAGAUGAACUGUAAAGGAGCCAGAGACGGGCAUAAGGCUGCAAGGGCUACGUUUCCAUUACCCGAGCCUUUGCCUCAAGACAGCCCAUCCCACUAUUUAUAGUCAACACUUUGGAAGGUGGAGUCCAUCUUACCAUGUAGAGCACCGGUGCUGAAGAAUUAUUUCCCCCCAUCCACUUCUCUCAAAACCUGUCUAAGUUCAAGAAGUUUCUUCUCCAUUCUCGUUGUGGUAAAUACUGUGUAUAGUUCAGAUCUACUGUACUUGAAUAAAAUGCCAUAUACCUACUGUCUGUAGAGGAUGAAUAACAACUCAAGCCAGCCCAGUUUACUGCAGUAUUUGAUAUUAACCCACACCUGUGUACUCUGUCAUCGGGUGAAAACCUCAUAGCUCCAAAAUUUGAGCUUCUUACUUUUUUUUUUUUUUUUUUUUUUCAGAAAACUCAUAAUUUUUUAUCAAAUCAGAGGGAGAUACUCCUUCAGGUUUAGUUAAAACAUGAACAUGGAAAUCAACAGAACUUGGACUUGUGGGUUUUCACCCGACAGAUACAGUAAGGUACUUCAUACUGGUAGAGAGAAAUGUCUUCAUGCCUACUUUGAUGUGCUUCCAAAAUCCUCUACAGUACUGAAAUUACAAGUCACAAUAUUUGCCCUGGUUUAUAUAUAUUAAAAAAAAGGGCGUUGUACUUCUGAUUUGUUAUCAUCCGUACUUUUAUAGUAGGAGAAACCUUUUUGUUGUUGUUUUGUUUUACCUCAGUUAUUCAUUCAAUGUUGCCAAGACACACUUAUUUAGCUAAAUAUACAUCAUCUCUUUAUAUGGUUCCUUUUUGGUUUGUUUUGCUGCUUGUGAAGUGGUACCAUUUGGUUCAUUUUUACUGGCCUUGUUUAUCUGUUUAUCUGAAGAAGGGGUGAACAACGUGGUGAAGUUGUCCUGUCUUGCUGUAUUUUAUACAUGUACACAGCCAAGUGUGCAAAUAAAGUUUGUUGUUUGAA
Messenger RNA from Myripristis murdjan (pinecone soldierfish), 1571 nucleotides. It is a transcript of the gene txndc12, whose product is annotated as thioredoxin domain containing 12 (endoplasmic reticulum). Bases 75 to 596 code for a protein of 173 amino acids. Lineage: Eukaryota; Metazoa; Chordata; Actinopteri; Holocentriformes; Holocentridae. The record is from RefSeq and is a predicted model, not a curated record. Gene Ontology annotation, cellular component: endoplasmic reticulum. The transcript has 7 exons.